UCAUGUUAACAGGUUAUAAGUUGAAAUAAACGAAUUAGACAUGACGUUUUCGAAUUUCACAGAUUCAAUCUAAAUACUAAAGAUUCAACCUAAAAACUAUCUAUUUAUUAUACAAAUUCACAAGUCAUAUCAUAUACUUGUUUGUUUGUGUCGAAAAAUUUUCAAUCCUAAUUUGCUAAUUUAGGGUACGAUUCGAGUUGGGUUAGUUGCCACCCCUAAUUGAGAGAGAAGAAGAGUAAAGUCUAGGGCUUCGAUGUUCGAACUCUAGGGUUUGUUUCCAGCCAAAGGCCUCUCUGAUUCUAUUCCAAAUUCUUCCCCAAAUCGGCGGUCGCUGGUCGAUCUUUGUCGUGUACACCUCGUUCGAUCAAUUCAUUUCCGGCGAAGUAUGGUAGCAAUUCACAAUCCCUUCAUUUUCCGAUUCGAUUGUUUUCUGAUAGUCCGAAAUUUGGUUUGUUGUUGAAAUCUAGGGCUUUCCACUCGGUCGUGUAACUGAGGGAUGUGAAAAAAGGUCUUGUGAAUAUUGAAAGAGGCGAUUUUGGGGUUUUUUCUGGCUGUGAAUUUGUGAUUAUUUGGAUUGAAAUUUGAGGCUAUUAUGUAUAUAGAGGAAUUGAAGGGAGGAGAAAAGUUGGGAAGUAGGGAAGAGGAGAAACUAUAUGAUGCUGAGGUGGUGGGCGGCAGCAUUGUGGUGGCAGACGUGAAAAGGGUUUUGGUCGGAGCUGGGGCUCGCGCGCUGCUUUACCUGACGCUUCUGUACAAUGUUGUGAGGAAUAAGAUUCAGGCGGAGUUUCGGUGGUGGGAUUGGGUUGAUGAG
Camellia sinensis is the source of this 811-nucleotide messenger RNA. The record is from RefSeq and is a predicted model, not a curated record. Lineage: Eukaryota; Viridiplantae; Streptophyta; Magnoliopsida; Ericales; Theaceae.